UGCGGACCCGCCCCCGGUGGCGCUGUGCAUUGUGGGAGAGCUGGCGAUCUCCAUCAUGGCGGCUUCCAUUUCGGGCUACACCUUCAGUGCGGUGUGUUACCACAGCGCCAACAGCGACGCGGAUCACGAAGGAUUUUUACUAGGAGAGGUAAGACAAGAGGAGACGUUUAGCAUCAGUGAUUCACAAAUCAGCAACACUGAAUUUCUGCAAGUAAUAGAAAUCCAUAAUCAUGAGCCUUGUCCAAAGCUUUUUAGCUUUUAUGAUUAUGCGGGGAAAGUUAAUGAAGAGAGUUUGGACAGGCUUCUCAAAGAACGAAGAAAGAAUGUUAUUGGAUGGUACCGGUUUAGGAGAAACACUCAACAGCAGAUGUCCUACAGAGAGCAGAUCAUCCACAAACAGCUGACACACAUUCUUGGAGCUCCUGACCUCGUUUUCCUCCUUGUCAGCUUCAUCUCCACUGCAAAUAAUUCCACUCAUGCUUUAGAAUACGUACUUUUUAGACCAAACCGAAGGUAUAAUCAAAGGGUAUCGCUUACUAUCCCCAACCUAGGCAAUACCAGCCAGCAAGAAUACAAAGUUUCUUCAGUGCCAAACACUUCUCAGAGUUAUGCCAAAGUCAUUAAAGAGCAUGGUACUGAUUUUUUCGAUAAAGAUGGAGUAAUGAAGGACAUCAGGGCUAUUUAUCAGGUGUAUAAUGCGCUUCAGGAAAAAGUUCAGGCAGUGUGCAUAGAUGUAGAGAAGAGCGAGCGAAUGGUUGAAUCUUUUCAGGCAGAGGUGAACAAAUUGAAAAGACAAAUUACUCAGAGGAAAAAUGAAAAGGAGCAAGAAAUAAGACUGCAGCAGGCCGUUCUACACAGACAGCCGUCUGCAGAAAGUUCGGAAGCAGCGCUGAGUGGCCGGCUGCCCUAUUCCGACUUGGAGGUGGAAGGCGGCACCCUCGGAGAUACAGAGCCCUCGGACCCACCCCCUCCUUACUCAGACUUCAGCCCCGCCUGUGAAGAGAGUACUUUGGGCCACUCUGUCCUGGAGACGAGUGUCUUUAUGCCUCGACCCCAAGCGGUCGGCUCGUCCGGUUUGGUUUCCACAAGUGCAGGAUUGAAGUAUUCUGGAAACGGAGCGGCCCUGCCUCUGUCCCAGAGAGCAGCGGGAGACAAUGCAGAUGACUCGGAAGACAGUGACUACGGCCCGGCAGGGCCUUCUCCGAGUGAGUACUCGCACACCCGGGGGCCCCGGCCAACGACACACCCUGACGGAGACUCCAGGAACACUCAGGCCUCUCAGAUAUGACGGGGCAGAAGGAACUCUCAGUGUGGCACUGUUGUUCCUGACUUGUCAAAAGUCUUCUUGCAGACUUAAUUUCAGAGGAAAAAACUGCUUUGCAGAAACGGAGGCACCCCGAGGAGGCUUCUUGUGCCCAGGAGUGUGGUGUGUAGACUUGCCCUGGCCGGCUUGCCCACCUUGUGAUUCAGUUUGCAAGUUCAUAAUGGAAUCAUUAGGAUAAUCAGGUUGUACUAACACUGAUGAGAUCCGCGGAUGUCCUGGUCAAUUAGGCAAAGUGAAAUUUAUAGAAACCUUUUCGUUUUGGUUGCCGUAUUUUCAUUAAAAUAAAUUGGGAGUUGGAGACUAAGCACAAUUAGUCUAUAAAUGUCCUAUCAAAAUCAAAAACUUACCUCUUGCACUAUCAUGCCUUGAAAUUGAGUUUUUGAAAGGGAAGCAGGUUCAGCAGUAGCCUUCACAAACUUUCUACGAUGAGCCAAAUUAUUCUUUGCCAGAAAAGAAAUUUUGAUAAUUCUAAGAAGCCUGAUUGGAACACAUCGGACAGACCUUCUUCAAGCUGCAUGCCCUUUUGAGAUCAAAAGGGAAGGGUUUUGGUUCAACUUUUUAACUCUCCUGAUGUGUGUAUCACUUAAAAUGGUUGCCUUUUUAUGUAGGAAUACUCAUUCCCAGUAAACAAUCACCAAUGAAAAUAGGUCCCAGCGUUCUUGGCGUGUCUGGGUGUGGGCUCCGGUGGUGAUGCCGCUGUCUCCCAAAGCUCAGAACAGCUUCCGUCCUUGGCCUGGAGGUGAAGGGCCCAGAAUCCAGGAAAGAGCCUCGGGCAUCUCACCUAGGGUUAUAAUGAACAGAUUCCAAAUGUGAUUUCUUUUCUUUCAGAGAUUAUGUGUAAAGGAGGUAAUGAAUUUAUGCCUUCAGAUGAAAUUAUUAAUGAGUUUUUAUGUAAGAAUUCUAGAAGGGCCUAUAAUGGAAACAAAUCUGUUUGGUAUCUUGAUGAUUAAAGAUUUGUUUUAAAUUUGAA
This is a messenger RNA of Monodelphis domestica (gray short-tailed opossum), 2294 nucleotides long. It is a transcript of the gene ABRAXAS2, whose product is annotated as abraxas 2, BRISC complex subunit. Gene Ontology annotation, molecular function: microtubule binding; polyubiquitin modification-dependent protein binding. The record is from RefSeq and is a predicted model, not a curated record. Gene Ontology annotation, cellular component: nucleus. Lineage: Eukaryota; Metazoa; Chordata; Mammalia; Didelphimorphia; Didelphidae. Gene Ontology annotation, biological process: mitotic spindle assembly; attachment of spindle microtubules to kinetochore; protein K63-linked deubiquitination.